AUCGACCAAAGCAAUGCCUACCUCAAAUAAAUUCUUUCUAUUCAAAUCUCUACAACAUUUUUCCACUUCUUCCAUGGGAGACGAUCUCUACAACAUUUUUCCACUUCUUCCAUGGGAGACGACGAUGCUUUCAAUCUCCAAAACACCAGAUUAUCCAUCAUUCUAGUCGGUUUUGGAUCGGCGGCCUUAGUCAUAACAAUCUACCAUUGCAUCGCCACGGGAUGGUGCCACCAAUUCCGUAAUAAUCGAGGCCAAACAUCGCAACAACCACAACACGAUCAUCAUCAUCGUCUUCACCAUCAUCAACAACAACAAAGUGUGUACGGACAUGAAAUGUUGGAUAUUGUGAGCUUUGAGAAUUCAACGUCCGAACUCAUCCCUGCCCAUAAGUACCAAAAGGGAACAGGUUUGGUCGACGACGAUGGGAUGUGCUCAGUGUGUUUGUCACAAUUUGAAGAAGGCGAAGAGCUGAGGACGUUACCGGAAUGUUUGCAUUCUUACCAUGCACCGUGUAUAGAUAUGUGGCUUUGUUCGCAUUCAAGUUGUCCUAUGUGCCGUACCGAUGCCACGCCGUUGCCGCAAAUAUCUCACCUUCAGUCGGAUUCGGGUUUUGUGCGUUUGGAUAUAGACAGGUAUGUUGCUUAAUAUUGUACAAUCCCGGAUAUUGUGAUCACUUAAAAAGUUGAUUGUGUUUAUCUAACCAUUGCAACACUCAAAGUGCAAAUAAUGUCUGAUAUUUCAUUAUGGUACAGUUUUACCCAAA
This is a messenger RNA of Gossypium arboreum, 763 nucleotides long. RefSeq names its product RING-H2 finger protein ATL52-like. NCBI's taxonomy places the organism in Eukaryota, Viridiplantae, Streptophyta, Magnoliopsida, Malvales, Malvaceae. The record is from RefSeq and is a predicted model, not a curated record. The transcript has a single exon. Bases 112 to 645 code for a protein of 177 amino acids. Gene Ontology annotation, biological process: protein ubiquitination.